UUCAGAGUUCAGACUCCAUGUUGAUGUGGACGGAGCAGCAGAGGAAACCAGAUUCAAAGAUCAUCUGUGUUUCUGGUUCAUGUCUCUGAAUGACUGAAGUCCAGAAGAUGGAUGAUUGUGUGGAGAAAGAGGAGGAGAGACCAGAGUCUGCAGGAUCCAGCUGUCUGUCUCUGAAGAGUGACUGGUCCAAAGAUCAACCUCCAAAAUUCAGUAAAGAACCUGGACCCUCAGACACAGAAAGUCGGUACCGCAGUCAGAGACCAGAGUCUCCAGGAUCCAGCUGUCUCUCUAUGAAGAGUGACCGGUCCAAAGAUUAUCCUCUAACCUUCAGUAAAGAACCUGGACCCUCAGACACAAAAGGGAGGAAGAGGAGAGGAGUUGGUGUGGAGGAGCAGCCGUCCUGCUGUCCUUUGUGUCAGGACGUCCUGAAGGAUCCAGUCUCUAGCAGCUGUGGACACUGGUUCUGCAGGCGCUGCAUGAGCUCAUACUGGGACCAGUCUGCUCCACCAGGACUGUCCUUCUGUCCCCAGUGCGGAGAAAGAUCCAGAACCAGAGCUGGACUGCAGACAGCCAGUCAGAACAGAACUGUAUCAGCAGAUGCUGGUCUGCAGGAGGUCCGAGAUGAACACCAGACCAGUCUGAGGAGGAUAUGUGAACAUGUGACUGAAGGAAUUGAUGAAACAGGAAGCAGAACCCCCCUCAACAGGAUCUACACGGAGCUCUUUAUCACAGAGGGACUGAGUGAAGAGGUUGAUACCCAACAUGAGGUGAGGCAGCUGGAGACAGCUUCCAGGAUGAAGAGCCUCCCUGACGCUCCAAUCAGGUGCCAGGACAUCUUUAAAGCCUUACCUGGCCAACGUGGAGCCAUCAGAGUGGUUCUGACCAACGGCGUCGCUGGCGCUGGGAAAACCUUCUCGGUUCAGAAGUUCUCUCUGGACUGGGCUGAGGGCUUGGAGAACCAAGACGUCACCGUGGUUAUUCUGCUCUCGUUCAGGGAGCUGCACCUGAUCAGAGAUGAGCAGCUCAGUCUUAUCAGGCUGAUCCAAGUUUUCCAUCCAUCAUUCCAGAAGCUCACAGCAGAGCAGCUGGCUGCCUGGAAACUGUUGUUCAUCUUUGACGGCCUGGAUGAAAGUAGACGUUCACUGGACUUCAACAACGGUCCGGUCGUGUCUGACGUCACACAGAGCUCAUCGGUCAACGUGCUGCUGACCAACCUCAUCCAGGGGAACCUGCUUCCCUCAGCUCUCAUCUGGAUCACUUCCAGACCUGCAGUAGCAAAUCAGAUCCCUCAGAAAUACGUUGACAGAGUGACAGAAGUACGAGGCUUCACCGACGGCCAGAAGGAGGAAUACUUCAGGAGGAGGUUCAGGGAUGAAGAGCGGUCCAGCAGCAUCGUCUCCCACAUGAAGACAUCCAGAACCCUCCACAUCAUGUGUAAACUCCCGGUCUUCUGCUGGAUCACUGCUACAGUUCUGGACCACAUGUUGACCACAGAGCAGAGAGGAGAGCUGCCCAAGACCCUGACUGACAUGUUCUCCCACUUCCUGCUGGUCCAGACGAAGAGGAAGAGGAACAAGUACCAGAAGGGACAUGAGAUGAGUCCACAGGAGCUGACGGAGGCUGACAGGGACCUUCUUCUGAAGCUGGGGAGGCUGGCGUUUGAACAUCUGGAGAAAGGAAACAUCAUGUUCUACCAAGAAGACCUGGAGCAGUGUGGUCUUGAUGUCCCAGAGGCCUCGGUGUACUCAGGAGUUUGUACCCAGAUCUUCAGGAGAGAGUGUGAGAUCUUCCAGAAACCCGUCUACUGCUUUGUUCAUCUGAGCAUCCAGGAGUUCCUGGCUGCAGUCUACGUGCUCCACUGUUGGUCCACCAGAAACACAGAUGUGCUGGAGAACUUCCUGGGAGAAGAGUACAGAUACUCAUCUCUGGAUGACUUCCUGAAGAGAGUCAUGCAGAAAUCCCUGGAGAGUAGAAAUGGCCACCUGGACCUGUUUGUCCGCUUCCUUCAUGGUCUUUCUGUGGAGUCCAACCAGAGACUGUUAGGAGGUCUGCUGAACCAGUCGGAGAACCGUCCAGAAACCAUCGAGAGAGUCAUCAACAACCUGAAGAAGAUGAACACUGGCAGAAUCUCUCCUGACAGAAGCAUCAACAUCUUCCAGUGCCUGAUGGAGAUGAACGACCUCUCAGUUCAUCAGCAGAUCCAAGAGUUCCUGAAGUCAGAGAACAGAUCAGAGGAGAAGCUCUCUGAGAUCCAAUGUUCCGCUCUGGCCUACAUGCUGCAGAUGUCUGAGGAGGUUCUGGAUGAGUUGGACCUGGAGAAGUACAAGACAACACCAAGGGGUCGACAGAGACUGAUAUCAGCUGUGAGGAACUGCAGAAAGGCUCGAUUUGUUGAUUGUGAACUCUCAGAGACUCACUGUGAAGUUGUUGCGUCAUCUCUGAAGUCCAACCCCUCCCAUCUGACAGAACUGGACCUGAGUUGGAACCAGGAGCUGCAGGAUUCAGGAGUGAAGCUUCUGUCUGGUGGACUGGAGAGUCCAAACUGUAGACUGGAGACUCUGAGAUUGCAGAGCUGCAGGAUGUCAGCGACCAGCUGUUCUUCUCUGGUCUCAGCUCUGAAGUCCAACCCCUCACAUCUGGAACAUCUGGACCUGAGUCUGAACAAGCUGCAGGAUUCAGGAGUGAAACAUCUGUGGGGUUUUCUGGAGAGUCCAGACUGCAGACUGGAGACUCUGAGGUUGGAGGGCUGUUGGUUGUCAGAGAUCAGCUGUUCUUCUCUGGUCUCAGCUCUGAAGUCCAACCCCUCACAUCUGAAACAUCUAGACCUGAGCUGGAACCAGCUGCUGGAUUCAGGAGUAAAACAUCUGUGUGGUUUCCUGGAGAGUCCAGACUGCAGACUGGAGACUCUGAGCUUGCAGUGCUGCGGUCUGUCAGAGAUCAGCUGUUCUUUUCUGGUCUCAGCUGUGAAGUCCAAACCCUCCCAUCUGAAACAUCUGGACCUGAGAUUCAACUACAAGCUGCAAGCUGCAGAUUUGGAGCAGCUGUCUGAUCUGGUGGAGAGUCCAGACUACCAGCUGCAGACUCUCAGAUCGGAGUGCUGCAGUUUGUCAGAGAUCAGCUGUCCUCCUCUGGUCUCAGUUCUGAAGUCCAACCCAUCUGAUCUGGAACAUCUGGACCUGAGUAACAACGAGCUGCGGGAUUCAGAUGUGAAGCAGCUGUGUGUUCUUCUGGAGAAGCCAGACAGCAGACUGGAGACUCUGAGAUUGGAGAACUGCUGGAUGUCAGAGAUCAGCUGUUCUUCUCUGGUCUCAGCUCUAAAGUCCAACCCCUCCCAUCUGAAACAUCUGGACCUGAGUAACAACUACGACCUGCAGGAUUCAGGAGUGAAACAUCUGUGUGAUUUCCUGGAGAGUCCAGACUGCAGACUGGAGACUCUGAGAUUGCAGUGGUGCUUCUUGUCAGAGAUCAGCUGUUCUUCUCUGGUCUCAGCUCUGAAUUCCAACCCCUCCCAUCUGAAAAAUCUGGACCUGAGCAGGAACGAGAACCUGCUGGAUUCAGGAGUGAGACAUCUGUGUGGUUUCAUGGAGAGUCCAGACUGCAGACUGGAGACUCUGAGGUUGGUGAACUGCGGUCUGUCAGAGAUCAGCUGUUCUUCUCUGGUCUCAGCUCUGAGGUCCAACCCCUCCCAUCUGAAACAUCUGGACCUGAGUGGGAACGACCUGCAGGAUGCAGAUGUGGAGCAGCUGUCUGAUCUGGUGAUCAGCUGCAGACUCUCAGGUGGAGAGUGACCACGACGGUGUUUGUGCUGAGACGGGAUGAGUUGUGUCCUGGUGGUCCUCGGGGGUUGAAGCAGUACCAGUUUGUGUGGACUCUUGACUAGACCUAGAUGAUGAUGAAGAUGUACAUAGUUUCUGAAUAGGGCUUGGUCGUCUUGACGUCAUCACCUGGCAGAGCCGCCCUGUUGGAUGCUACAUUAGCUGCUCUUCGGACCACUGUGUACAGACGUGCUCCUUCUUCAUUGUGUCUUACUUGUAAUCGUUACUUUCCGUUAUUCUGUAACCAUGGUAACCCGUUGCUGUGUUGUAGCUGCAGCAGCUCCACACAUAACAGACGUGGGGAAAAGAUCGCUAAUGGUUUAACUUUUCCGGGGUCGGAUCAUUCACACGGGUUUUAUUCCCCACUUCUCCAGCUAAACGCAGUCGCUGGCCAGCUCUCUGCUGUGCGAUUAACCCCAAUCUGCAGAUAAAACUAGUUUGUUGAGGAAAAAAUAUUCAACUCUAUUUGUAGCUGCAGGGAAAAAAAAUAAUCCCACGAGGAAAACAAAAAUAUUGCUCAUGCCUCCGGGUCGUCUUCCGCAUAAUACAGCGGCCAAAAAAAGAAAAGAAAAAAGUAAGAGUAAUACAAAACAUGUACUGUAUGUUGUACUAUUAUAGGCUACUAAUUUAUUGAAACACAUGGCGAAACAUUUACCAAAUUUACAUUUACCAAAGUAGCUGCCAAACACUGGCAAACAAGGUAGCUGAAGACACCGGUUGUGCAGAACUGGGGCAGUAAGUCCUUACUAGUAGGGAUUUGAUUAGUUGUGGGCGUCGGAGGCAUCGGAGGUCAACCGAUGCAAAUCGCGCCCACCGUUAGGUAACGAAAGGGAGCAGAAUCUGAAUGGCUCGUGGAAGCGACGUCAGACUGGACGGAUCAUCCAGGCGGCUGUACAGACACUGCAGAAUUUGGUUGCUUUCCUCCUUGGCUGAGGGGAGACCACUUUAUAUAUGUUAAAGCAAGAGAAAACGUGUUUUUCAUAAUAGGUCCCCUUUAAGUUCAUUGAGUAAAAGGAAGAAAAUCAAAGUUUUUUUCUUGACCUACGUUUUACCAUUUCUUAUUUUUAUCCGAGUCUAAAAUUGAAAUAUGCAAAACAAGACAGUUUUUUUGUGUUAGAUUAAAAGACGAAAAAACAAAAUAAAACGUCACUUUUUACUUUGUGAUUGACAAUAAUAAAUAGACAGAAAGAAUGAUACACAGAUUUGCGACAAACACUCGCCAACGUGUUUGAAACAUGUUACUGCCAUCAAUUUUUAAAUAGGCUUAUUAUAUUCUUUGAUAUGGCAAAAUCUAUGUUUCAACAUCUGAUGUGUCAUUUAUCAGAUGUGUAAUUUAUUAUCACUAAAUCUGCCUAUUACCACCUGAAAAACAUUGCUAGAAUUAAGGGGUUUCUGUCUAAACAAGACAUGGAAAAACUUAUUCGUGCAUUCAUUUCCAGUAAAUUGGAUUAUUGCAAUGGCAUCUCACAGCAAGAAGGUCCUGGGUUCGAUUCCCGCCGGGGACGCUGUGGGCGCUGAAGUGCGUGUUAGUUCCCCCAUGACUUCAGCACCCACACCCUGGGUGGGGUUGGUGAAAGGGCCUUUGUGUGGAGUUUGCAUGUUCUCCCCGUGUUCCCUUGGAUAGCUAAUGUGAGCUACCCUCACAAAAACAUGCAGCAGUCCUGGCUCUACUGCCCCCUCUGGCCAACCAGGGCGCCAGAUGGGGUGGGGAGGAUCUGGCCGGAAUAACGUGAUCUUUCCACGCGCUAUGUCCGGCCAGAGAAUCCCCACCCUGUCUGGUGAAAAGAAGCUGCUCACUCCUCGCUUAGGUAGGAAAAAGUGAAAAAAUUAAUACUUACCUGCUGGACUCUACUGCCCUUACCUUUUAACAACUUGUGCUUUUUAUUAUUUUAACUCAUAUUUGUUAUACAUAUUAUAUUAUGGUAUUGGUAUUAUUUCUUUGGUAUUGGUAUUAUUACUUUGGUAUACUUUGAAUACUCUGUUAUACUUUGAAUUACCUUGUGUUGAAUUGUGCUAUACAAAUAAACUUGCCUUGCCUAUAUUCUGUUACAAUAGAAUAAAUCUACAUCACAAUAAAAUGUGUUAACGAGAU
This is a messenger RNA of Cololabis saira (Pacific saury), 5907 nucleotides long. Its product is annotated as NACHT, LRR and PYD domains-containing protein 12-like. Gene Ontology annotation, molecular function: protein binding. NCBI's taxonomy places the organism in Eukaryota, Metazoa, Chordata, Actinopteri, Beloniformes, Belonidae. The coding region runs from base 90 to 3788 and encodes 1232 amino acids. The transcript is spliced from 14 exons. The record is from RefSeq and is a predicted model, not a curated record.